UUAUUAUUUUGCAUUUUUGCAAAUACCUUUAACAGCUAGAUUCUCAUGCCGCACGCGAACUGUGCGAUAUGCUGCUUUGAUUGAAGUAUAUGAAAAAAAAAUCCCGCUCUGUAUUUUUCUUUUUCGUAAAAAUUAAAGAGUAAUGACACCCCGCCCAGCCCCGGGAAGCUUGACCAACCAGGCUGGGCUGGAUGUGAACGGCUAUCGGGAGAAGGCGUGGCCUAUCGCUCAAAGGACCGGUUGGGCCGGGAUUGGACAACAGAUGCGUCCUUCUGCGAGUUGGCCCCGCCCAAGUUCCCGCCCCUAUUUCCUCUUUGUGGUGAAGUGGUAACCCAAACGCAUGCGUCCUAAGGAACGUACUUUCGCCCGCCCCCCUCCGGAACCUUCUGUUCCCGCUCCGGUUUCCGCCGAGAAGAGGGCAGUAUAGGCGGACCUAGCGUGAGGCCCGUGGGCCGAGCUAAGCGCAGCCAUGUCUGCCGCCCUACUGCGGCGAGGUCUCGAGCUGCUGGGGGCUACCGAGGGUGAGGGGACCUUCCCCGGACGUCCAAGCGCAGGCUGGAGUGCGGCAGGGGCAGUGGGCAGGAGCCCUAAGGCCCCUCGCGCCGCGCCAGGCCAGGCCAAGCCGAGCGGGGCUCCGGUGAAGCGGAACAGGAAGGCGAAGGCGACCCAGGCCCAGAAAUUGCGGAACUCGGCCAAGGGAAAGGUGCCCAAGUCGGCGCUUGCUGAGUUCCAGAAGCGAGAGUGUCGAAGCUACCUUGGAGAAAACCUGAAGUUUAUGACGAGCACAAGAAGAAAGGUGGCUGAGUCGGUCACCCAGCAGGACCCUGCCACACGCUGUGCUGCUGGCCUGGCUCAGGGAAGCCCUGGAGCAGGAGCCAGCGGGUGGCUGGAAUGGAGAUGGUGAGCUGGAAGCCCUGGGAGGAUUUACACUCAGACCAGAGCUGACAUCUGCAGGCUUUGGAGGAGCUGCAUUUCUGACUGUUGUGUUUGCUUUGGCCCAGGUAGGGCCUCUGGGCUGUUUGCUGUGGAGAGGCCAGUGACUGGGCCCUUGGGGGCCACACCUCAAGGAGUUGGCUUUCAGGCUUUAAUAAACGUGGACCCAAGA
Manis javanica (Malayan pangolin) is the source of this 1105-nucleotide messenger RNA. RefSeq names its product ribosomal protein S19 binding protein 1 (gene RPS19BP1). Gene Ontology annotation, molecular function: enzyme binding. Gene Ontology annotation, cellular component: nucleolus. The record is from RefSeq and is a predicted model, not a curated record. Lineage: Eukaryota; Metazoa; Chordata; Mammalia; Pholidota; Manidae.